GUGACCUUGUAAGCGUGCAAUACAUCAUGUAAGGUAGACGGGUUUUGUUACAAGUGAUGUGUGUGUUUAAGCGGUGAUGCUGCGUGUGUGGUGGGAGGGGGUGGAAGCAGAGAAGGCGGAUGCAGAUACAGUAAGACUCGAUCACUCUCUGUCACACACACGGACACACACAUACAGACACACACAUUGACUGGCUCCGAGAGCACAUCAGACGUUCUGUCACGGUUCUAUUCUGGUAUUUUGGAAUUGUUCCGAUGAUCGCUGCCGUGCUCGCAGACGCCGCCCCUCCGAGCGGCGGCGCGCCUGACCUGUCAAUCACGUCACGCCGGGUUUGGUACAUGUGAGCGAGGGAGUGCAUGGCGCGCCGGUAAGGGCGGAUCUGCACACGGGGAGAAACGACGGUAGAUGUGUUAACGAGGAUGGAAGGUCGCCAGUUAUCGCGUCAUUUGGCUCACACUGAAUAGCGCAGCAGAGAUGAUGUGCGAAGUGAUGCCGACCAUCAACGAGGGGGACUCGGCCGGUCCCCCGAGAGGACCCGGCAGCGUGCCGAAUGGUUCCGAGCAGGAGGCCAACUUCGAGCAGCUGAUGGUCAACAUGUUGGACGAGAGAGACAAGCUACUAGAGUCCCUCAGGGAGACCCAGGAGACCCUCAUCCAGUCGCAGACCAAACUGCAGGCGGCGCUGCACGAGAGGGACGUGCUGCAGCGUCAGAUCAACGCAGCCUUGCCUCAGGAGUUUGCCACACUUACCAAGGAGCUGAACAUUUGUCGAGAGCAGCUGCUGGAGAAAGAAGAGGAAAUAUCGGAGCUGAAAGCCGAAAGGAACAACACCAGGCUGCUUCUGGAGCACCUUGAGUGUUUGGUGUCUCGCCACGAGCGUAGUCUCAGGAUGACGGUUGUGAAGAGGCAGCCCCCCCCACCAUCUGGAGUCUCCAGUGAGGUCGAGGUCCUCAAAGCCCUCAAGUCGUUGUUUGAGCAUCACAAAGCUCUGGAUGAAAAGGUGCGUGAGAGGCUUCGCGUGGCUCUGGAGCGGGUGUCCACCCUGGAGGGACAGCUGUCAGCUACCACACAAGAGUUGAGCAUGGUGAGACAAAGGAAGGAUGGUGACUCGUUGGAAGGGACAGAUGGAUCCAAACCUCCAUGGAAGAGACUCCCCAACGGCUCCAUAGAUGUUCACGAAGAUGGCAACCGGGUAUCUGAGCUUCAGGAGCUCCUGGACAGAACCAGUAAGGAACUGGCACAGACCCGCGAGCACUCCUCCUCCCUUAACGGUCGCGUGGCCGAGCUGGAGGCCGAGCUGGCGAGCGCGCGGCGGGAGCUGAGUCGCAGUGAGGAGCUGUCCAUCAAACAGCAGAGGGAACAGAGAGAGAGAGAAGACAUGGAGGAAAGAAUAACAACGUUGGAAAAACGUUACCUUGCCGCCCAGCGAGAAACCACACACAUCCACGAUCUCAAUGACAAGCUGGAGAACGAGCUGGCCACCAAGGACUCCCUGCACAGACAGAGUGAAGAGAAAGUGCGCCAGCUGCAGGAGAUGCUGGAAAUGGCUGAGCAGAGGUUGGCUCAAACUAUGAGGAAGGCUGAGACGUUGCCAGAGGUGGAGGCUGAGCUGGCACAGCGAGUAGCAGCACUGUCCAAGGCUGAGGAGCGUCAUGGCAACGUGGAAGAGCGGCUCAGACAGCUGGAAUCACAACUGGAGGAGAAGAACCAAGAACUAGGAAGGGCUCGUCAACGGGAGAAGAUGAAUGAAGAACACAACAAACGUUUAUCCGACACUGUUGACCGUCUUCUCACCGAGUCCAACGAACGACUGCAGCUCCAUUUGAAAGAACGCAUGGCUGCACUGGAGGACAAGAACUCUCUUAUUCAAGAUCUCGAGAAUUGUCAGAAACAAUUGGAGGAAUUCCAUCACACACGGGAACGUCUGAUUGGCGAGAUUGAGAAACUGAGAAACGAGAUUGACCAUUUGAAACGUCGCAGUGGGGCAUUCGGAGACGGAAGUUCAAGUCACCCUCGGUCUCAUUUGGGCAGUGCAAGCGACCUUCGCUUCUCUGUGGUGGAAGGCCAAGAUGGCCACUACAGCACGACUGUGAUCAGGCGGGCCCAAAAGGGAAGACUCUCGGCGCUACGAGAUGACCCAAACAAGGUUUGUGGCAUGUUCGAACAGGAUUACCCUUCGCUGCGAGGGAGCGUCAGCCACCUCCUCGGCAGCGACAUGGAGGCCGAGUCCGACCUGGACGACGACGUGAGCUCGGCCAUGCUCUCCCCAAGCGGUCAAUCGGACGCUCAGACCCUCGCUCUGAUGCUGCAGGAGCAGCUUGACGCCAUCAACGAAGAGAUAAGGAUGAUCCAAGUGGAGAGAGAGUCGACUGACCUGCGCUCGGACGAGAUCGAGUCCCGCAUGAACAGCGGCAGCAUGGACGGCCUCAACGUGACGCUUCGGCCACGGGCGUUGCCCACGUCGGCCACGGCCCAGUCCUUGGCGUCGUCUUCCUCGCCGCCGACUAGCGGCCACUCAACGCCUAAACAUCACGCACGCAACACCAGUCACCAUCUAGGCAUCAUGACUCUGCCAAGCGACUUGAGGAAACACCGGAGAAAAGUUGCAUCUCCGGUGGAGGUGGACAAGGCGACAAUCAAGUGUGAAACCUCGCCUCCUUCCUCGCCGCGCAGUUUACGUCUAGAAACCAAUUUCGCCCAAUUCACCGGCAGUCUGGAAGAUGGACGAGGAAAGCAGAAGAAAGGUAUAAAGUCAUCGAUUGGCCGAUUGUUUGGGAAGAAGGAGAAGGGGGGUCGAAUGGAGCAGACCAGGGAUUUUGCCAGGGAUGGACAACCUCUACCAGCGUUAACAGACUUUGACAUGGCUGUUGGAGACACUAUGACGCUGGGAAAACUGGGUACCCAAGCGGAACGGGAUCGCAGGAUGAAGAAAAAACAUGAGCUCCUGGAAGACGCCAGGAAAAGAGGUCUACCGUUUGCGCAGUGGGACGGCCCGACGGUUGUUUCCUGGCUAGAGUUGUGGGUGGGCAUGCCAGCUUGGUAUGUGGCAGCAUGUCGCGCUAACGUGAAGAGUGGAGCCAUCAUGUCCGCCCUGUCAGACACAGAGAUCCAGAGGGAGAUCGGCAUCAGCAACCCGCUGCAUCGACUCAAACUGCGCUUGGCCAUCCAGGAGAUGGUCUCCCUAACUAGCCCUUCUGCACCUCUCACCUCCAGAACGUCCUCCGGAAAUGUGUGGGUGACUCAUGAAGAGAUGGAGAACCUGGCUUCAUCCACCAAAGCGACGCUGGCAUAUGGAGACAUGAAUCACGAGUGGAUCGGGAACGAGUGGUUGCCAAGCCUUGGCUUGCCUCAGUAUCGCUCCUAUUUCAUGGAAUGUCUGGUGGACGCUCGCAUGCUGGACCACCUGACCAAAAAAGACCUGAGGAGUCAUCUCAAGAUGGUGGACAGCUUCCACAGGGCGAGUCUGCAGUAUGGGAUCAUGUGCUUGAAGAGACUCAAUUAUGACAGGAAAGAAUUGGAGCGCCGGAGAGAGGACAGCCAACAUGAAAUGAAAGAUGUGUUGGUGUGGACCAACGAGCAAGUGAUCCAUUGGGUCCAGUCCAUCGGUUUGAGGGAGUACUGCGGCAACCUGUUGGAGAGCGGCGUUCACGGAGCGCUCGUCUCUCUGGACGAGACCUUCGACUACAGCAGCCUGGCCCUCAUCCUCCAAAUUCCCAUGCAGAACACACAGGCACGGCAGGUUCUGGACAGGGAGUUCAACAACCUGCUAGCCUUGGGGACUGACCGACGACUCGAGGAGAGCGGAGACGACAAGUCGUUUCGCCGCUCUCCAUCGUGGCGGAAGAGGUUUCGGGCCCGAGAGGGAGGGGCGGGGCUGGGGAUGAUGGCGGGCUCCAUGGAAACGCUGCCCGCUGGCUUCCGCAUGCCCUCCAUGUCCAUGCCGCCCUCAAUGAACCUCAUGCCCAAAAAGCAGCUCCAGCCUGAAGUGCAUUGUCAUUACCUGUACGGACACAUGCUUGCGGCCUUUUGAGAGUCAAAUGCCAAAUUUGAAGAGAGUGCUACCUGGGGUGCCAGUGAGGUACGGGGCUUCCGGCCCCAGCUCGCACCUUUCCUUCGGACACGUGCAAUACCGAGGCCAGGUCUGACCCUUGAACUCUUAAGAGCGGCCGUUGGCGUCGCUCUCGCUGCUGUUAAGGAGACUCGCCUCUGGACUUUCCCGGUUGAACCCAGUGCUCCCAGUAGCCUUGUCAUUGUGGAUGUUGUGCCCCCCCCAAAUCUCAGCUGUGAGCCGUCGUCCUCCCGUUCCCGAAGUCUCAACAUGGCCGACUCACCGCUACACGUUACCCUUCUAUCGGUUAUGCAAGGUAUUACUCAAUGAUCGUAUCUGGACUGUAUAUAAAAUGGAUGACUACAUUUUCUAUAAAGUAUAUAAAUAUAUAUAUUGGAAAUAUAUAUGGAAAAGCGAUAUAAUGGCUGUAUGAAACCUAUCGCCCUGUAUUCAAUAGUGACUGUUCUCUCACUUUUUCUUUGUCUUAGUGUCGGACCUUGUGUGUCUUUUGCUGGUUGAUGUAAGUGUGUGAAUUAUCAGUGGGCGGAGCUUACAAGGCCUCACAGGUUCAUGGGUCCAAUUUCAGAAUUUCCCUUGCUUCCCUCCUCUUUUGACAACAUGCCUCCUUUCCUGUAUGACACUGUGUCGCCUAGAGUAGAGAGUAUGAUGUUAUAUGAAGAGCGUCCGCGUGUGUGUGUGUGUGUUUGAAUGAUACGAUCAUCUGAUCCGUGCUAUGUGGCUGUUGGGUGUAAACACUGUAGCUCCUCUCUGCUGCUGCUCUGCAUCAUUUCAGUGAUAUCACGCGAUGAUGUGAAAUUGCGCCGACCGAUUGGCAAUUCAUGUCCAAUCGCUUCCUGUUUAGUUGCCAUAGAGACGUGCCAGUCAGUACUUUCGGCUGCCCUCAUUCAGUAAGAACACAACGUAUGAACCAAGUGAAGUGCAGAAUGGGUGUAAGAUUUUUUCUUUAUUUAUUUUUUUUAUUUCUAUUUUUUUCCGAGGUGUCUAAAAGGUGUAAUGUGCUAUGUGGCAGCUAUGAGUACUGUGUCUUUAUUCCAGGAGUGAAAUAUUGCUGACAUAUCAAGAUUUUAUUAUUUGGCUAUUCAAAAAAAAAGUACUGUAUCGAUGACAAUAUAUAGACAUGAGUAAAGCUGUUUUUUAAAAGAGUA
Messenger RNA from Syngnathus typhle (broad-nosed pipefish), 5213 nucleotides. It is a transcript of the gene ppfia4, whose product is annotated as PTPRF interacting protein alpha 4. Gene Ontology annotation, biological process: synapse organization. NCBI's taxonomy places the organism in Eukaryota, Metazoa, Chordata, Actinopteri, Syngnathiformes, Syngnathidae. The transcript is spliced from 29 exons. Bases 475 to 4029 code for a protein of 1184 amino acids. Gene Ontology annotation, cellular component: presynaptic active zone. Gene Ontology annotation, molecular function: protein binding. The record is from RefSeq and is a predicted model, not a curated record.